AUGCCGCCCCAAACGACGGAUAAUUUGGAGAGCUUAGUAAACUUUGCGCUUGAAGUGCAAAAUGUUUGCGCAUCUAUGAAGGCUUCUGGGCUACAGGCACAUCUCAAUAACCCAGAACUGGAACAGAAAUUAGUAUCUAAGCUGCCCGCCAUAUUUCAAGCGUUCUGGGGAAUGCACAAAUUGUCACUGACCGAAAGCAAUCUGGAAAAUUUCAGUAAAUGGUUGUUCCAGCUGGCCCAAGGUGCCAACAGCGUUAUUAAACCCAAUUCGCAGAAGGAACGUAAGCGUGCGAAAAUCAAGGACUAUUGCAGAAAGGGCUACGUGCGUAAAUUAUUACCCGAAGAAGAAAAUGCUAAAAAAUACUGGUACUUGCCUGUGUUUCCCGUUGUGAAUCCCAACAAACCCAAUAAAGUACGCUCAGUUUGGGACGCAGCCGCUAAGGUCAACGGCGUAUCAUUAAAUACAGUACUUUUAAAAGGCCCUGAUCAGCUAACAUCACUUUUAUCCAUAUUGUUCAAAUUCCGCCAACGAAAGAUUGCAAUUGGUGGUGACAUAGCGGAGAUGUUCCACCAAGUUCUUAUUAGGUCGGAAGAUCAAAACUACCAGCGUUUUCUUUGGUAUGAUCCAGGGGCUCAACAACCUACAACGUAUAUUAUGACGGUCAUGACCUUCGGCGCCACCUGCUCUCCUAGCAGCGCUCAAUAUGUGAAAAACAAAAAUGCCGAGAGGUACAGUAAUCGUUAUCCUAGAGCUACACAGAUCAUCGUGGAGAACCAUUAUGUCGAUGACAUGCUCGACAGUGUAGACACCGAAGACAAGGCAUUACAGCUAGCUAUGGACGUACGGAAGAUACACGCAAAAGGUGGGUUCGUCAUUCGAAAUUGGGUGUCGAACUCUAAAGCAGUACUAAAGAAACUCAAUGCAGAAUGCACGGAAGGCAUCAACCUCGACAUUGAGAGCGACCUGGCUACCGAAAAAUGCUUGGCAUGUGGUGGGCGACUACGGAUGACAGUAUUACAUUUAGGAUGUCUGAACACAUGCGGGGCAGUGACCUAA
Rhagoletis pomonella (apple maggot) is the source of this 1056-nucleotide messenger RNA. RefSeq lists its product as uncharacterized. The transcript is spliced from 2 exons. Bases 1 to 1056 code for a protein of 351 amino acids. The record is from RefSeq and is a predicted model, not a curated record. Lineage: Eukaryota; Metazoa; Arthropoda; Insecta; Diptera; Tephritidae.